CCACCACUGUGUAUAAAUAGGCCCGUUUACUCAGGGGUCAGGACAUCGUUUUGUGGAGCCCCCCGUGAGCACUACACAGCUAUUUUUUGGGGUAGGUCAGGUCCAUUUUUACUGAGAUAUCAAACAUGGCGCUGACUACUCCUAACCCAAUGGGACCAUGGAAGAUCACAGUCUACGACCAGGAGAACUUCCAGGGAAAGCGUAUGGAGUUCACUGCUUCCUGCCAGAACAUCAUGGAGUGUGGCGCGGACAACAUUCGCUCACUGAAGGUCGAGUGUGGAGCCUGGGUUGGGUACGAGCACUCCAGCUUCUCUGGGCAGCAGUUUGUGUUGGAGCGUGGAGAGUACCCUCGCUGGGAGUCCUGGAGCGGCAGCAACGCCUACCACAUUGAGAGGUUGAUGUCCUUCCGCCCAGUCUGCUCUGCCAACCAUAAGGAGUCCAAGAUUGUGGUGUUUGAAAGGGAGAACUUCAUUGGCAAGCAGUGGGAGAUGAACGAUGACUACCCCUCCCUGCAGGCCAUGGGCUGGGGCAACAACGAGAUCGGAUCCAUGCAGGUCCAGAGUGGAGCCUGGGUAUGCUACCAGUUCCCCGGUUACCGUGGCUACCAGUACAUCAUGGAGUGCGACCGUCAUGGCGGAGAGUACAAACACUACAGGGAGUGGGGCUCCCACGCUCAGACCUUCCAGGUCCAGUCUCUGCGUCGCAUCCAGCAGUGAGAGCUUCCACAGUCCUGUCAGACCUCCAAGACCAACGCUUCCUGACGCUUCUGGUGCUCCACAGCGACAAACAUGUUUACAGCACUUUUGUUUUUUUCCAUCACUUAAAGAAUAAAAACAAGAGAAGAAGAUACGCCCCACAGCAAGCGGAGCAAGCGGAGAGAAGGGUCUCGGGUGGUGUGGUGGUACGACUCAGGCUUUGAUGCUGUUCUUCAGUGUUGUCACAGGGAAUUCAUAGCCACAGUGAUCAAUAAAGAGAGAAUGAGCAACAAAAAUAAACAGCGAUACAAGAGUGUUA
This is a messenger RNA of Oncorhynchus nerka (sockeye salmon), 1014 nucleotides long. RefSeq names its product beta-crystallin A1-2-like. Gene Ontology annotation, molecular function: structural constituent of eye lens. The record is from RefSeq and is a predicted model, not a curated record. Bases 126 to 716 code for a protein of 196 amino acids. The transcript has 6 exons. Gene Ontology annotation, biological process: lens development in camera-type eye; visual perception. NCBI's taxonomy places the organism in Eukaryota, Metazoa, Chordata, Actinopteri, Salmoniformes, Salmonidae.